This is a messenger RNA of Candidozyma duobushaemuli, 852 nucleotides long. Its product is annotated as mitochondrial 54S ribosomal protein uL3m. The record is from RefSeq and is a predicted model, not a curated record. The coding region runs from base 1 to 852 and encodes 283 amino acids. Lineage: Eukaryota; Fungi; Ascomycota; Pichiomycetes; Serinales; Metschnikowiaceae. Gene Ontology annotation, cellular component: ribosome; mitochondrial large ribosomal subunit. Gene Ontology annotation, molecular function: structural constituent of ribosome. Gene Ontology annotation, biological process: translation. The transcript has a single exon.
AUGGCCGGAGUUCUAUGGAACCUAGCAGCUAAGAGGGCCCCUGGUAGUGUCAGGUCAGUCGUGGCUUUCAGAAACGCUGCACAAAUACCGUCACUCCACUCUGUUCCCCAUGUGAGAACCACCCCAUCUAGAAUCAACCAUUCCUUAGAGGCUGCCAAUGAGAGAAAAGCACUUUUGGCAAGACCAGGAAUGUUGGGUAUCAAAAGAGGUAUGAUCUCUUGGUUCACGAAAACCGGAGUGCAAUACGCUGCCACGGUUCUUGAGAUCGACUCUUGUGAGGUGAUUGCCAAUAAGACCGUCGCCAAAGACGGCUACCUGUCUGUGCUCCUCGGUCAGAAGGACAAAAUAAAAAACGUCACGAAGCAUGAAAUCAAAAUCUGCAAUGAGGCAGGCGUCACGACGAAAGCCAACUACGGUGAGUUCAGAGUGAGAACCGACGAGGGUCUCAUCGAGCCUGGUGUGGAACUCACAGCCAACUACUUCGCCGUUGGCCAGCUUGUGGAUAUUAAGAGCACCACAAAGGGUAAAGGUUUUGCUGGUGUUAUGAAGAGACACGGUUUCAAGGGUCUUGCGGCCACUCACGGUGUUUCUUUGGCACACAGAUCCGCUGGUUCCAUGGGUCCUACACAAGACCCUGGUCGUGUUUUGCCAGGCAAGAAGAUGGCGGGACGCAUGGGUGGAAAGAGCUGUGUUUCCCAAAACCUAGAGGUGUUGCAUGCUGACGGUGACAACGGCAUUUUGGUUGUCAAGGGCCAAGUGCCCGGAGCCAACGGCAGCUUUGUGAAGAUCGCCGACUCCAAGAAGUUGUAUGGCGAGUCGAUGCUUCGCUUGAAGCAGAAGGAGAGCACGUAG